Messenger RNA from Kluyveromyces marxianus DMKU3-1042, 612 nucleotides. RefSeq names its product Afb1p (gene AFB1). Bases 1 to 612 code for a protein of 203 amino acids. The record is from RefSeq and is a predicted model, not a curated record. The transcript has a single exon. NCBI's taxonomy places the organism in Eukaryota, Fungi, Ascomycota, Saccharomycetes, Saccharomycetales, Saccharomycetaceae.
AUGAACUCGUACUUACACUUGCUGCUGUGUUUCGGAAAUUUUUUGUUUUGUUUAGCCGCAGAAUCUGCAUCAUCACAGGCGUUAAAUCAGGCAAAACAAGAGGCGGCUUCUGCGGACAUCAACUUUUUCAUCGGGUUCAUCAGUGAUUUUAAUGCAAAUCAAAAAUCAUACACUUCUUACAUGAAAGAAGCGAAAAUGACUAUGCCUCAAGAUAUUGCAGAUUAUUAUUUCCAUUUGCAACAAGUGACUGAAUCCACUCAAUUAUUAGAAGAUAUUGCCACAAGUUUCCCAUUUAGCGACUUUAAAACUUUUAUCACAGCAGUCCCAUGGUACACUCAAUUACUUUCGCAAGCGUCAAUAACUCAGUUCUAUGUACCAGAGGAUUUCAUGACCAAACAAGCAGAAGUCCAAACUUCUACCCUUUCAGGAAACAUCACUUCAUCUUAUGGGAUAACAACGUCGCAUAAUUUUACUCAGAGCCCAACAGCGUCAAAUUUCACUGGAAAUUCCUCGACACUAAUAAACAACUCCACUUCAAUAAAUGUAGGAACAAAUUUUGGACUUUACAGCCCUUUAGUUUUACUUCCAGCUCUAUGUGUUCUCUUUGGUUAG